GUUCCUUGUUGUACGGAACCUGUUCCCCGUUCCCCCCGUUCCCACGCGCACGCACAACACAGCACAACAUGAACAUGCCGUGUGUUCUAGUCGUCUCGUUUCUUGAUUAAAGUCCUUUUUCUGUACACUGUCGUGUCAAUUGGCGUUUUAUUUCGAAAAUAUUGCAAUUGUACGCACAAAGUUGUGUCAGUCGACUUUCCUAAUUGUUGCAAAGGGGCGUGGUAUUGUCAUUUGGCUCUUGUAUAUAACCUACUAUUUACCAUGGCCAGUACUCAGGAAUCCGGCACGGGCCAAGUUCAGAUUCGAUUUACUACUAAACAAGAACAGUAUGCUGUCCCUGACUUACCGUUCGCUGUACCUGCUGGUAUAAAUUCAAAUGAACUUAAUGUUCUCUUAAAUGAGCUGCUUAAAGAGGGCAGGUCGGAUAUCACAUCAGUAGAUUUUGACUUCCUUGUUUGUGGAGAAUUUUUGCGGCAACCUCUUAAUGACCUCUUGGAGGAGCGAAAUGUAUCAUUUGAAGAUGUCAUUGAUGUGGAGUAUGUCGAACAACAUCCUACUCCUGAACCUAUGGAUUGUCUGAUGCAUGACGACUGGGUUUCAGCAGUACAUGUUCGGAAUGGCUGGAUUCUCACAGGCUGUUAUGACAACACCCUUCACAUCUGGUCUAAAACUGGAACACAUCACCUCACUAUUCCUGGUCACUCAGGUCCAGUAAAAGCAGUUGCAUGGGUUUCAUUGACACCAACUGUGGGUUCUUUUGUAAGUGUUUCACAUGAUCAAACAGCCAUGCUUUGGAAGUGGAAUAUUGAAGACAAUUCAGUUGAUUGCAUACAUGUCUGCCGUGGGCAUGAGAGAUCACUGGAAUGUGUUUCCGUCAACCACAACUCAACAUUGAUGGCCACAGGAGGGUGGGACACCCUACUAAAAAUUUGGACUACAUCCAUGUUGGAUACCUCCUCAGCAGCUUCUCACUCUACUGGAGAUUCAGAUGAAACAGAAAUUAAAAGAGCUAAAGUGGAGAGUAACUCAAAGUCGCACAUCAAGACACCAAUAAUGACUCUUAAAGGGCACAAGGAAGCAAUUUCCUCAGUGGUGUGGACAGAUAAUCAAGAACUAGCAACGUCAUCUUGGGACCACACUCUUCGUUUGUGGGAUGCUGAGUUGGGAGGCAUCAAGAGUGAAAUUGCUGGAAAUAAGUCUUUCUUCGAUAUGUCUCAUUCAUCAUUAAAUAGAACUGUCAUUACAGCAUCUGCUGAUAGACACAUAAGGUUAUACGACCUCAGAUCUACAGAGGGAUCACUUGUAAAGAGUACAUUUACUUCUCAUUCACAAUGGGUACAAUCUGUGAAAUGGUCAACAACUGAUGAGCACUUAUUUAUUUCUGGUGCACAUGACAGUCAAGUUUUACUUUGGGAUUCUAGAAGUCCUAAAGCACCAUUAUUUAACUUGGAGGGCCACGAAGAUAAAGUUAUGUGUGUUGAUUGGAGUAAUCCUCGUUACAUGGUAUCUGGUGGAGCUGAUAAAACUGUUCGAAUCUUCAAAUCUCGUCAUGCACCUAGCAAGAAUGGAACUGAAGGAGAGAAAGAAGAGCUCUAAUUUGAUUCCUUCACUGUUUAUUGUAUUUGGAGGUGAAAUAAAUUCUGAUUGAACUGUUCCUCA
Molecule: messenger RNA, 1659 nt
Organism: Frankliniella occidentalis (western flower thrips)
Lineage: Eukaryota; Metazoa; Arthropoda; Insecta; Thysanoptera; Thripidae
Product: ribosome biogenesis protein WDR12 homolog
Exons: 9
Coding region: 262-1596 (444 amino acids)
Biological process (GO): ribosome biogenesis
Cellular component (GO): preribosome, large subunit precursor
Molecular function (GO): protein binding
Source: RefSeq, a predicted model, not a curated record